Molecule: messenger RNA, 1275 nt
Organism: Dufourea novaeangliae
Lineage: Eukaryota; Metazoa; Arthropoda; Insecta; Hymenoptera; Halictidae
Gene: TfIIEalpha
Product: general transcription factor IIE subunit 1
Exons: 7
Coding region: 1-1260 (419 amino acids)
Biological process (GO): transcription initiation at RNA polymerase II promoter; transcription open complex formation at RNA polymerase II promoter
Cellular component (GO): transcription factor TFIIE complex
Source: RefSeq, a predicted model, not a curated record
AUGAGUAGCGAAGAAAGACUUGUUACAGAAGUUCCAAGCAGUUUAAAACAAUUAGCACGUUUAGUAGUACGUGGAUUUUAUACUAUAGAAGAUGCUUUAAUUGUUGAUAUGUUAGUUAGAAAUCCGUGUAUGAAAGAAGAUGACAUUUGUGAACUUCUAAAAUUUGAACGUAAAAUGUUGAGAGCUAGAAUAUCUACAUUGCGUAAUGACAAGUUCAUACAAGUGAGAUUAAAAAUGGAAACAGGUUCAGAUGGGAAAGCACAAAAAGUCAACUAUUAUUUUAUUAAUUAUAAGACUUUUGUAAAUGUGGUAAAAUAUAAGUUAGACUUAAUGAGGAAAAGAAUGGAAACAGAGGAGCGAGAUGCUACCAGUAGGGCAAGUUUUAAAUGUACAAAUUGUUUAAAAACAUUUACUGAUCUUGAGGUAAACCAAUUAUUUGAUAUGACCACUGGUGAAUUUAGAUGUACCUAUUGUCGUGAGGUAGUAGAGGAAGAUCAGUCUGCCCUUCCAAAGAAAGAUUCAAGGCUGUUGUUAGCCAAAUUUAACGAACAAUUAGAACCUCUUUAUAUUUUAUUAAGGGAAGUAGAAGGUAUCAAAUUGGCUCCUGAAAUAUUAGAACCAGAACCAGUUGAUAUAAAUACCAUCAAGGGUAUUGAUACAAGAAAACCAAGUAGUCUACGAGCGCCUGGUGAACAGUGGUCUGGUGAAGCUACAAGAUCAUCAGGCUUCAUGGUAGAAGAUACCAGAGUAGAUGUUACAAUCGGUGAUGAAUCCGCCGACGAUAACGCGGCAAAUAAAAGAAAGGAAAGACCAAUUUGGAUGAUGGAAAGUACAGUCAUCAACUCUGACUCACAGCCCGAUGGAGUUAGCACGCAAGAGAAUAUUUUGGAUAAAGCUGCAGCCAAUGCCACUAAUACAACGACGACGAAUAAUAAACAGGGUGAAGAUAUUAUGUCUGUAUUGUUGGCUCAUGAAAAGAAGGGGGGAACUAAUGCUGCAGCUGCUAUAAAGUCUGUACUACCUCAAGAAUCUAGUGAUAGUAGUGAUAACGAAGAAGUUGCUGAAAUGCAGACGAUUGAUACAGGAGAAGUGGAAACAAUGGAUUCUGAAGAUGACGAUCUUGUACCAACAGUAACUGUUGCAGGAAAAACUGUUGCUAUUGCAGAUGUGAACGAUACAUUAAUUGCAGAGAUGACACCAGUGGAAAAGGAAGCGUAUAUUCAGGCAUAUCAAGAAUACUAUUCUCAUAUGUAUGACUAAACUCAAGACUGAAUA